This is a messenger RNA of Carya illinoinensis, 1018 nucleotides long. RefSeq names its product WUSCHEL-related homeobox 11-like. Gene Ontology annotation, biological process: adventitious root development. The record is from RefSeq and is a predicted model, not a curated record. Gene Ontology annotation, molecular function: DNA binding; DNA-binding transcription factor activity. The transcript is spliced from 3 exons. Bases 57 to 803 code for a protein of 248 amino acids. NCBI's taxonomy places the organism in Eukaryota, Viridiplantae, Streptophyta, Magnoliopsida, Fagales, Juglandaceae.
CUUGUAUUACUUCAAAGCUUCAAGAACCAUAUUUCUUUCUCGUCUUUUGGAGUAAAAUGGAAGAACAAGGGCAAGACCCUAACAGUCCAAGCCAAGGGUCGGAGCGAAACGAACCAGUCAGGUCAAGGUGGACUCCGAAGCCAGAGCAAAUCCUAAUAUUAGAGUCUAUCUUCAACAGUGGAAUGGUUAAUCCUCCCAGAGAUGAGACGGUGAGAAUAAGAAAACUGCUUGAGAAAUUCGGUUCAGUUGGCGAUGCAAACGUUUUCUACUGGUUCCAGAACCGCCGGUCAAGAUCUCGCCGCCGACAACGCCAGAUGCAGGCCAGCCUUGAACAGAGAAAUCAAGCACAAGUAGCCAGUAGUGCAACUCAAUUCGAGAGUACUAGCUCUGCUUUGGGUUUCGGGCCUGUAUCAUCGCCUUCUUUUGCCUCCCAUCCAUCUUAUCACGUUGGUUCUUCGUCUUCAUGUGGAGUUCUGGGCAACGAUGGCGUUGAUCACUCUCUCUUUUCUCUAUCUGGUCAAAUGGGUUUUCCGGAAAUCGAGCAGGGCUCGGCCGUAACGCCUGCAGGUUUAUGCCCUUCGGAUGCUUCAGAUUUGCAAUACCAAACUGGAUUAAUUACAGUGUUUAUCAAUGGGGUUCCCACUGAAGUUCCAAAGGGGCCACUUGAUAUUAAGGCAAUGUUUGAUCAAGACGUUGUGUUGGUCCAUUGCUCCGGAGUGCCGGUUGCUGUCAAUGAAUUUGGCUUCUUAAUGCAGGGCCUGCAGCAUGGUGAAAGCUAUUUCCUGGUUUCAAGACAAACAUGAGAAAUAAAGCUGCGCCAACCAGUACUGGAAGCUUGGCAAGAUGUGUUUUUACCCCCGCUCUAUUUCUUUUCUCUGUUCGCAGCUAGGAUUUGUCUAGGCGGUCCCAGGGGUACCUAUAAUUUUAAAAAUAAUAUUUUAUGAUUAUUAGAGACCAAUUUUAUAAUAUGCUAUUAUGUUCUAUAUAAAUCAGUUCUGGACUUCGGUUAAAUCUGUCA